GGCGGGUGCAGGGGGCGGCAAACCCCGACCUCUCCCGUCUCCGCUGCCGUUCAACAUCGCAAUCAGCCGCAAAUGCACAGCGAUACGAGGCGGGUGGACCCUGAGGUGGAAGGUGUUGGCUGUUUGCAGGACUGACCACAAGUCUCUGGGAGGAACCCUGGACCACGGGAAAGAGUCCCUCUCCUCGGCCGCCGCAGCCUCUGUGGGGAAGAUGCACCAUGGACCCGCUGUCAGCAGCAGAGAGCCUGAGCCGCGGGGGACUGACUGAGCGCUGCCUGGCGUUGCUGCCUCUCAUCCUGUCCGCUCACAUCUGGAUGGGCAUUUGCAGCGCAGAUCUGACAUUUGGCCUUGGCUCUGAGAAUUCCUGCAUCGAUCCUGGGACCCCCGAGCAUGGCUCCCGUACCCCCUCCGCGGGGCGGUUCCUUGAGCAUGCCGUGGUGAGCUUCAGCUGCAGAGAGGGGUACAAGCUGCGAGGGGCUUCGAAGGCAGAGUGCGAGAGACAGGAGGACGGGGGCCUGGGCUGGGAGCCGAGCUACAGGCCCGUCUGCCUCUCUGAACUACCCGUGUGCCCACGACCGCAUGUGGAGGACGCUGAUGUGUAUAACGACACCUACCUGCCCGGGGACCAGCUGGCCAUCUCCUGCCACCGCGGCUUCCAAAUCCGAUACCCGGACAUGGACAAUGUGGACUCAGUGUGCCAGGAGGAUGGAGCCUGGGACAACCUACCCACCUGCCAAGGCUGUUUGAGGCCCACGGUGUUUGCUCACAGUUACAUCAAUGUGUCGGACUGGGUGACCUCACUAGCAGUGGGCUCAUUUCUACGUUACCAGUGCUAUCCUGGCUAUAAACUACAAGGCCCCGAACUCCUCGAGUGCAUGUACCACCUGCUGUGGUCACAGAGCCCUCCCCGCUGCUUGGAUGUGGAAGCCUGCCCACUGCCUCUGAUACCCGACCACGGGGACUACGCGUGCCACCCCUACCCUUGUGAUGGUUAUAUCCACGGCACGGUGCUGGAGUUUUACUGUGACCCCGGCUACAUGCUGGCCAGUGACUACAAGUACAUCACCUGUCAGUAUGGGGAGUGGUUCCCAACGGGCCAGGUCUUCUGUGAGUCUUCAGAUCGGAACUGGGAAGGGGCCGAGCGGAGUGUCCUGUCCACCUGGAAGAUCGUGGCUUUCACGGCCAUCAGUGUCCUCCUGGCUUUGCUGCUACUGGUCUCCGUCAGGGCUUUUCACAUCAAGCUGAAGCCACCGUGUCAAUCCAGCAAUGAUUCCGAAGUUCCGGCUCCUCGGAAUUUUGUGGUGGUUGACGGAGUUCCGGUCAUGCUGCCCACGUACGAGGAGGCAGUGAGCACCCCACUGGAUAGCGGGACGGCCCCAGUUGCUCCAGCCCCCAGUGGGAGCCAGCCAGAGCAGGGGGCUGCCUCGCCGGACACCAGGAGCCCCCCGGCUUACCCCGGGCAUGGGCUGGAACCCGACCGGGUCCCCCGACCAGACGCCCUGGACUGCUCAGGCAGCGGAGGGGUCGACCCAGAGCUGGACAGCUCAUCAGCUGCCUCAUCCUUUGGGACCCCAGCCACCCACCCGCUGACAGAGAACAACAGCAUCCCGGAGACAGAGAACACGGUGUCAACCUCGCCGAGCAUCAACAUCCCAGACGAAAUUCCACUGUUGGAUGAAGAGUCCUAACUGCCCACAGUGUACCCUGCACUCCCCGAGUCUGUCCCUGCGCUACACUCACAGGGCGACACAGCCAUGGAGGGCAGACCAAAGCCACAGCAAUGCCUUCCCGGAUCAGGACCAUCGUCGGGGAGAAAGACCAGGAAUCUUGCUGCAUAAUUCCCACUUAUAAUCACCGAUCCAUUCAGAUUCACAUCACAAAACAUCCCACAAUACAGCCCCUUGAGCCUGUUUCAUCAUUUUAUAAGAUCAUGGCUGAUU
Callorhinchus milii (elephant shark) is the source of this 1940-nucleotide messenger RNA. It is a transcript of the gene susd4, whose product is annotated as sushi domain containing 4. The transcript is spliced from 10 exons. Lineage: Eukaryota; Metazoa; Chordata; Chondrichthyes; Chimaeriformes; Callorhinchidae. Gene Ontology annotation, biological process: negative regulation of complement activation, alternative pathway; negative regulation of complement activation, classical pathway. The coding region runs from base 219 to 1688 and encodes 489 amino acids. The record is from RefSeq and is a predicted model, not a curated record.